This is a messenger RNA of Triticum dicoccoides, 1528 nucleotides long. RefSeq names its product transcription factor PIF1-like. NCBI's taxonomy places the organism in Eukaryota, Viridiplantae, Streptophyta, Magnoliopsida, Poales, Poaceae. Gene Ontology annotation, cellular component: nucleus. Gene Ontology annotation, molecular function: protein dimerization activity. Bases 349 to 1257 code for a protein of 302 amino acids. The transcript has 7 exons. The record is from RefSeq and is a predicted model, not a curated record.
CUGGUCCUCGAGAAAGAGAGAGAGAGCUGUGGGGGAGGGUGAGGGAACCGAGGUGGAGGAGGAAGCCCGGAGCCUGCGUGAAAAGAAAGGACCUCAAAAGGCAGGCUCUGCGUAGCAGCUGCAGCUUUUUUCCCGGGAAAGGAGAGCCAGAGCACGCCCGUGCGGUCGCGCUCGCGGCAUGGGCUCUCCCUCCUCCUCGUGAGCAGCGGCGCCGAACAGUUGCUGGGCUCCUUUUCUUGGCUCCUCCUCGGUUCUGGCAGCGGCGGACCAGUAGUCUUGCGGCUCGUGGCGAGCUCUCCUCUCCUCUCCUGGUCACCAGUGCGGCGCUGCGACGGUCGCCGGCGCGCCAUGAUGGACCAGGAGCACCUGGACUUCAUCAUGCGCCACCACCACCACCAGGGCGGCAUGGGGUUUGUUCCCGCCGACCGCGGCGACAGCGAGGAGGCGCUGGGGUCGUCGGAGUCGGAGCCGGCGGGGAGGCCGCGCGGCAAGAGGGCCCGCGCCGCCGAGGUGCACAACCUCUCCGAGAAGAGGCGGCGGUGCAAGAUCAACGAGAAGAUGAAGGCGCUGCAGAGCCUCGUGCCCAACUCCAGCAAGACGGACAAGGCCUCCAUGCUCGACGACGCCAUCGAGUACCUCAAGCACCUCCAGCUCCAAGUGCAGAUGCUGUCCAUGAGGAAUGGCAUGUAUCGUCCCUCAGUGAACUUACCAGGAGCAGCUGGCCAUCUGCCAACAUCGCAAAUGUGCGCCGCACUUAACCAGAACAGCGUCGACGCAUCAUCAAACCCACCAGCUGCCAUGCUGCCUAUGAAUCAUUUCUUAGGAGCAAUGUCAGGGGCUCGACCUUCAUUUGAUCAUCCCAAUCAAGACCGACCGCGUCACGAACCUCUUGUGUUGUCAAGUGUUCCGUGCACGACAACUCGAGAGCCUCCGUUCCUUCUCGGGCCAUCGCAGGAGUCCCCCCUUCGAUCCCUUCAGUUGACCUUACCGGCCGAGAUGAUCUUUCAAGAGGAGGCAAUGCUAAAGCAUUGGCUAUGUUCAACUCAAGAGACCGCCUCCGUGCCAGGCCAUGAAAUGAAGCCUGUUAGGCAGGAAACACCUGCAGCAAGGGCUGGUCAUUUCGAUACAUGUUCAAUCUGGAAAAAUCAACCACAAGACAUGGUGCCAAAUAAUACAGAAAGCAUUUUGUUUGUGCCUCACUUGCAGAGAUUUCAAAACAGUAAUGCUGACUCGGGUCUGAGGGCGGAAUCGAAGUAAUUUCGCGAUCAAAUUGACAGCUGAGCUGGAAUUGCUGGUGCUCCAGUUUGGCAGACAUGCACUAGGAUAGUGAAUGGUGAUCGCCAAGAUAGUAAUGGUCUUCAUCAGAUGAAACCUGUCUAAUACUAGCAGUAGCAGUUAUGUAUCAGCCAGACUGCAUUCUUGAUAUGAAAUCAAAGAAAUGCUGAUUAUGUGAAUAUGUAGCGUUAAGACCAUCUCCGAACCCGCAAUGAACUCAAACCAGCUACUAGUACAAAUGAUUGUGAGUGUC